Molecule: messenger RNA, 1090 nt
Organism: Elgaria multicarinata webbii
Lineage: Eukaryota; Metazoa; Chordata; Lepidosauria; Squamata; Anguidae
Gene: SSR3
Product: signal sequence receptor subunit 3
Exons: 5
Coding region: 88-675 (195 amino acids)
Biological process (GO): SRP-dependent cotranslational protein targeting to membrane
Cellular component (GO): endoplasmic reticulum; membrane
Source: RefSeq, a predicted model, not a curated record
GGCUUGCUGGCGUGUACGGGAGCUGCGCGGGGUCAGUCUCGGUCUUUCUUUGAGCUCGAUCCGUGAAGGCGGCGGAAGGGGCCCGCGAUGGCUCCCAAGGGCGGCAGCAGCAGUAGCGGCAGCAGUAGCGGCGGGGCUCGGCAGCAGUCGGAGGAGGAGCUGCUCCUGCAAGACUUCAGCCGCAACCUCUCGGCCAAGUCUUCGGCGCUCUUCUUCGGCAACGCGUUCAUCGUGUCCGCCAUCCCUAUCUGGCUGUACUGGAGGAUAUGGCACAUGGAUCUUGUUCAGUCUGCAGUCCUCUACAGUGUAAUGACCCUUGUCAGUACAUAUCUGGUUGCUUUUGCCUACAAGAACGUAAAGUUUGUUCUUAAACACAAAGUAGCCCAGAAGAGGGAAGAUGCUGUUUCCAAAGAAGUCACUCGCAAGCUUUCUGAAGCAGACAAUAGGAAGAUGUCGCGUAAGGAGAAGGAUGAGAGAAUUUUGUGGAAGAAGAAUGAAGUGGCAGACUACGAAGCAACAACAUUCUCUAUCUUCUACAACAACACACUCUUCCUGGUCUUAAUCAUUGUUGCCUCCUUUUUUGUGCUGAAGAACUUCAAUCCCACAGUAAACUACAUCCUCUCCAUCAGCACUUCUUCUGGAUUGAUUGCUUUACUAUCUACCGGCUCAAAAUAGGAGGAAUCAUUUAGGGGGAUGUUUACUCUAGUCACAUUCAACUGUAUGGAUAGGAAGGGGUUGCCUUUUUUCUAUAACUUGAAAAUGUUUUUUUUUUUUACAAAAGAUGGGAUGGAGAUAGAGAUUACAGUUCCUUUGUAAAAUAACAUAGCUGAAAUGAGUACAUCAUGUAUUCCAAUUUAGGCCCAUAAAACAAUCCAAAAUAUUUUUGGCAGUUAAAACCUCUGUGGAAUGUUGGGUUCCAAAAAUAUCAGUUGUGAGGCACACAGAAAGUGGCUGCAGUUCUGUAAGGGAAAUAUUUGUCACGCAUCUUUUGUCCCCUUUAUCUGUCAGUGAGACAAGCGUUGGUGGCUGCAAAAGUGAGUAUGUCCCUUAGCAUUUUGUAUCCAUGUUUGAAUAAAAGCUUUUAAAAAGA